UGACUGACACGGUGGACACAGUUUGCGUUUUGACGAAAAGAACCCGGAAUGAGACAUCUCCAUGUUUAUGCAUGUUUUGUUUUUUUUGUUUUUACCGCUCAAACAUUUUAUUUCAUUAUUUUUCUCGCCUAGAAGGACGCGUGUUUUGGUGUGAAAUCGCGUCUCCGCGUUAAAUCACUGUGAAGACUGAAAAAAAAAAAAACAGGGACUCCUCGCAGCCAGGAUAUCGCCACUCUGUAAGUCAGCCCUCUUUUUAAUUCCUGCUUCCGUGGUCCUCUGCGUUCAGACCACAAACACAGCGAUGCCAGAGACAACGCAAGAGACGUGCGCUUCGGCCAAGGACUCUCCUUUCUUCAUUAAGAACCUGCUGAACUGUGAUAGCAAACCCACCAAACCCAAACCGGUACUGGCUGCCACCAAGGCGGCCUUGGAGGGAGGAUUUUCCCUUUCGCAGGUCGGGGACUUCAACUUUCCACGGUUUGACCUGCCCGCACAGAGGUUCAGUCUACCGGCUCACUACUUAGAGCGCACCUCGGCGUGGUGGUACCCCUACACCCUCAGCUCAUCCGCCCACCUACACAGAAGUCAAGUCACCGAAAAAUUAGGAGCCAGAGACUCCUCUCCAACCUCGGGCACGGACAGAGACUCGCCGGACCUGGUUCUUAAAUCCGAGCCGGACGUCAAAGACGACGACGAGGAUGAUGAGCACAACAACAACAAAAGUGGCGACGAGAUCAUCCUGGAGGAGAGCGACACGGAAGAAGCCAAAAAAGACGAGCUGGAGGAGUGGAAGAAGAGGGACGACGACAAGAAGCCGUGCCGCAAGAAGAAGACGCGCACGGUUUUCUCCCGGAGCCAGGUGUUCCAGCUAGAGUCCACCUUCGACAUGAAGCGCUACCUGAGCAGCUCGGAGCGGGCCGGCCUGGCCGCGUCCCUCCACCUGACGGAGACUCAGGUGAAGAUCUGGUUCCAGAACCGGAGGAACAAGUGGAAAAGGCAGCUGGCCGCGGAGCUGGAGGCCGCCAACCUGAGCCACGCUGCGGCGCAGAGGAUAGUCCGGGUGCCCAUCCUCUACCACGAGAACUCGGCCACGGAGAGCGGAGGCGCCGGUGCCAACGUGCCCGUGAGCCAGCCGCUGCUCACCUUCCCGCACCCGGGCGUCUACUACUCCCAUCCCAUCGUCACAUCUGUGCCGCUGCUCAGACCGGUUUGAAAACUUCUGCGGCACAAGUUGGUGUCGGUUUUAAAAAUAAUCCGAAAAAAAAAGACUUAAUAUUUUUGUACCAUUGACUGAAUGAAGAAAAAAGAAAAGAGACAAACUGUCAGGCCUACAUGGACCUAUUUUGGCAAACAUAUUGUCAUUUUCCAUAAGGGUGCCGUUUACACGUGAUCCGACAAUUAAAAUCCAUUAUUAUUAUUAUUAUUAUUAUUAUUAUUAUUAUUAUUUAUUAUUAUAUGUAAUCACCACCUCAGGAUUCCACUUGCUUACACUGCCUGUCGAGUGUCUUUUAUUUCCCCCCUAUGACUGUUUCUGAAAUAGGUCAACUCUACAACAGUACCAUUUAGAUAUAUUUUUUAUUUGUUUACAAAAAAUGGUGGCUUAGAGGCGCGGGCCUGCUUAUCAUUUAACGCAGUUAUUUGGUUUUAUUUACAUUUCCAGAGCUGAUUUCACGAUGAUGUGCAAUACACUGACGGUUUGCUUUGAAUGAGUGUCAUCUUCACGGUGGAAUAUUGAUGAGGCUUUGUCGUAAUUU
Molecule: messenger RNA, 1754 nt
Organism: Plectropomus leopardus (leopard coralgrouper)
Lineage: Eukaryota; Metazoa; Chordata; Actinopteri; Perciformes; Serranidae
Gene: hmx3a
Product: H6 family homeobox 3a
Biological process (GO): regulation of transcription by RNA polymerase II
Cellular component (GO): nucleus
Molecular function (GO): DNA-binding transcription factor activity, RNA polymerase II-specific; RNA polymerase II transcription regulatory region sequence-specific DNA binding
Source: RefSeq, a predicted model, not a curated record